CUUUUAUAAACUAAAUUAUUAAAUCCAGGUUCGUUUCUAACCUUGUAGUCAAGUAUCAAAUACAAAAAAUGGCAGCGGAAAUUAAACCAGCAACUCAAUCAAAUGAAAGGUUUUGCACAACGAAAAAACCUAUUCUGUUGUCAAAAUUAGAUGCCUGCAGUGAUGAAAUCAAUGCCGCAGUUAUUAUACCUGGCGAAGAAGGAAUUAUCAGUGUUUCUGACGAUAAGACUGUUCGAGUAUGGUUAAAAAGAGACUCCGGUCAAUACUGGCCUAGCAUUUGCCAGUACAUGCCUAGUGGGACCACUUCUAUAUAUUACACUGUUGAAACUAGGGAAUUAUUUAUUGGACAAGAAAAUGGCACUGUAUCCGAGUUUGCUCUAGCAUCGGACUUUAACAGAAUGAUGCCGGUUAGAGAGUAUUUGGCCCAUCAAGCUAGAGUUACCGAAAUAAUAUUUGCUAUUAACUGUGAAUGGGUAAUCAGUGUAGGCAGAGAUAAGGUAUUUUCUUAUAAUUGUUCGCAGACUGGGAGGAAUAUUGGUACUUUUAAUGCAGAGGCAUGGUGCACUGCUUUGCAAUUUGAUGCACAAACAAAACAUGCUUUUGUUGGAGACUACUCUGGCCAAAUAACCAUGUUAAAGCUGGACAACAAUGGUGUCACAGUGAUAACAACUUUAAAGGGUCAUUCAGGAUCAAUCCGUUCAUUAUCUUGGGAUAGUGAUAGGCAAAUGUUGUUCAGUGGAUCCUUUGACCAUACAGUUAUUGUAUGGGACAUAGGGGGACAGCAGGGAAAUGCUUAUGAGUUACAAGGACAUCACAACAAAGUAUCUAGUCUCUACUAUUCAAACAGUACUAAACAGUUAAUAAGCGCCGGCGAAGACGGUGUCCUAGUUUUCUGGGACAUGGCGGAAUCUCGACAAGAAACCCCAGAAUGGAUCGAAUCAGAUCUUUGUCAACUCUGCGGUAGACCAUUUUUCUGGAAUCUCCGCGCUAUGAUGGACCAAAGACAAUUAGGACUGCGCCAACACCAUUGUCGCCACUGCGGCAAGGCCAUAUGCGAAAAAUGCUCGACAGGCAGGGUGACUAUUCCCUCCAUGGGAUUUGAAUUCGCUGUUAGGGUUUGCGAACCAUGCCAUAUUUUGCUUAAAGAUAAGGAGCGACCGUCUUUAGCAACCUUCCAUGAUGCGAAGCACAGCGUUGUCGCGAUGAGUGUAGAUGAAACAAAUAAAAGGCUGGUUACUGUUGGACAAGACCGUUUGAUAAAAAUUUGGGAUAUAACGGCUUUGCUUUGAAGUUCAAUUUAAACUAAAGAUUAAAAAAAUAUAUUCUAAUGUGAUU
Molecule: messenger RNA, 1335 nt
Organism: Psylliodes chrysocephalus
Lineage: Eukaryota; Metazoa; Arthropoda; Insecta; Coleoptera; Chrysomelidae
Source: the annotation of a GenBank genome assembly